This is a messenger RNA of Penicillium oxalicum, 459 nucleotides long. Its product is annotated as mitochondrial fission 1 protein. The transcript is spliced from 4 exons. The coding region runs from base 1 to 459 and encodes 152 amino acids. Lineage: Eukaryota; Fungi; Ascomycota; Eurotiomycetes; Eurotiales; Aspergillaceae. Gene Ontology annotation, cellular component: mitochondrial outer membrane; peroxisomal membrane. Gene Ontology annotation, molecular function: protein binding. Gene Ontology annotation, biological process: autophagy of mitochondrion; mitochondrial fission; peroxisome fission. The record is from RefSeq and is a predicted model, not a curated record.
AUGUCGAAUUUACCUUAUGCUGCAGAUGCGGAAAGUCCGCUGAAGCCUGCUGAGUUACAAGUUCUCCGCGCGCAAUAUGAGAAAGAGGGCGACUAUGUCGGCAUUCAAACAAAAUUCAACUACGCCUGGGGCCUAAUCAAGUCAAAUACUAGACCCGACCAGCAAGAAGGUGUGCGCCUUCUCUCCGAGAUCUUCCGCGGGGCACCCGAGCGACGACGAGAAUGUCUUUACUAUCUUGCUCUGGGCAACUAUAAGUUGGGAAACUAUGGAGAAGCCCGCCGAUACAACGAUUUGCUUUUGGAGAAGGAGCCUGCCAAUCUCCAAGCGGCCAGCCUGGGUUCUCUCAUUGACGAGAAGGUGGCAAAGGAGGGUCUCAUGGGCAUCGCCAUUGUAGGAGGCCUCGCCGUGGCGGCAGGUGUGGUGGGCAGCCUGAUUGUCAAAGGAGCUCGAAGACGGUGA